AUGCGCUCUCUUUCUCUCUCUUUCUCUCUCUCUCUCUCUCUCUUUCUCUGUAAGUGUGAUGCAUUUUCUCUACUUCCUCCUUUUGGAGUGGCUAGGCUGAAUACCAGAACACAGGAUAUGCUUGACAGUGCUCUCAGUUCCACAGCAGCAGCAGCAGCAGCAGUCGUGAGGACGACGCGCUCUGCAGUCGAGAUGAGUGCUGGGGAUGUGGUCUGCACCGGCUGGCUCAUCAAAUCUCCCCCUGAGAAGAAAUUAAAGAGAUUUGCGUGGAGAAAACGCUGGUUUGUGCUUCGAAGAGGUCGAAUGAGCGGCAAUCCCGACGUGCUGGAGUACUACCAAAGUAACAACUCCAAAAAGCCGAUCCGCACCAUCGACCUGAGGGAGUGUGAGGUGGAAAUGCUCAACGGGCAGCUCCGGAUAAAGCGGGACUUCCACGGGAAGCACCUCUUUGUGGUCAAGACCUCAUCUCGCGUUUUUUACCUGGUGGCCAAAACUGAGGAGGAGAUGAACAACUGGAUCAGCAGCAUCAGUCAAAUUUGCCAGUUUGCGAGCCUGGAGGAUGCAGAAAGUUCAGAAGAGGGCUUUCCUCACACCCCCACAUCCAUUCAUCCGUCUCCCGACAGCUCUGACCGAAUGUCCCUGUCGAGCCACCCAGAUUCCAGUUACCCGCUGGAUUACCUCCUCCUCUCGCAGUGUGAGACGGGGAGUGUAAGCACUUCUAGACAAGACAGCUUUUCAAACUCGGAGAUCUCUCUGGACCAGAAGUCAUCGGAAGACCCCUUCAAGGACAUCGUCCCCUCACCUCUUUACACCGGGUCCUUGGGAUCCUCCAGUUUUCAUGCCAGCCCGAGCCCCUCUUUUCUCCUCCAUGGAAGGUCGACGAACCCUCCUUUCAGCGCUCCAUGCGCAUCCGUGGCUCUGCCGUCCUCCUCGUCCUCUCCCGUGGGUCAGGGAGCCCAAAGUAUCUUCCGGUUCGACAAACCUUAUUCUUCGGCGUCUUGCGAGGCCACGAGUGACAGACAUACGCCUCCUGCGCUGCCUCCCAAGUCUAAUAAUCACCCGUCGGAGCAGCUGAGUGAUGACGGAGCUCACAGGCCGAGGGCAACGGGUGCACAGCAUUUCUCAAACCAACCUGCGGUGUUUCUCCGGAGGACCUCUUUGACAAGCCUGGAUCACUUCAGAAUUGCAAAUGCCGAUAGCAGAGCGAUGAGAAACCGGAGGCAGAGUCUUAAUCUGCCCCGUGUAAAUACCACCCGCGUUCAAAGCUUCCAGGACGAGUACGUGCCCAUGACUUCCCCGUCUCCCUCGGUCAGCGCCACUGAUGGUGAUGGCUACAUCCCCAUGAGCCCCAGGACGCUCGGUUUUACGAGUACAAACUGCAACGGCGAGUCCCCCGCGGCGCUCGGACCCCUGACGUGUCUACCUGGGGAUCUUGAACCGCCCCCCGUUCACAGGCAUCUCAAGCCUCGCCUGAGGAGAACUCGACCUCCACCUCUUGAUUUGAGUGGCCUCUCUACAAUCACUGAGUGUCCAACUCAUCUUCUUUUGAGCAGAGCAAUGAAUGAAUCCUGCUUUUCAGUAAACGGUGUUCCCCUUGAAAGAAGAAUGGAGAAUGGGGACAAACCAAAGGAUGAAGACACAAACUGCCCUGCAAUGGAGUCCAGGCCAACCUUCUCUCUCUCCUUUGAUGGAAUGCCUCAGCCAUCAAUGAGAAGAUCUAACCUGGACUAUUUGUCACUGGAUUUCAAUUCUGCGUCCCCGUCUCCUGUACAGAAGCAGAAGCCUUUUCUGUCGGAUGAGUACAGAGUCGACUACGUGCAGGUGGAUGAGAAGAAGACUCAGGCGCUGCAAAGCACAAAAAUGGAGUGGACCGAUGUGCGGCAGUCAAAAACAUAAAUGGAGCUAAUAUGAUAAGAAAAAAGUCAAUACCACUUGGUUUGACGAAGACCACAAUACCACCAGCGAGGAGGACCCGAAAACAAAUUUAAAAGCACUUUGAAAAACAGUCUUGAAAUAAAAGUACAAGACUAUGUGAGCAGUUUGAUGAUUGUAUGUGCGGUGAGACACAAUUUCACUGAACAAAAUGUUUUCUCUCAGUUAAUCAGUAUUGUAAAUAAUACCAGAUUUUGCACUGUAACAUUUUCUACUGUAGCAUUAUUUUUUACCAAAGAGCUUGUUUUUUCUGCAUCGUUAAACUUGCUGGAGAUUUAAUGUGAAUAUAUUUGUAAAUAAGACAAAUAUUUGAAUGAUGAUUAUUUUUACAGCGUUCUCCUUCUGAUCAUUCUGUCACCCACACUGAAGAUUUUUUUUCACUGGUUUUGGUGCUGUCAUUACUCCCAAGUGAUUCUGGGCACAUGUCAUUAACAUUAUUCAAUUCUUCAAUAUCACUGCUAUUCAAAAUGCAAUGGAGGCAAAUCAUCAUUAUUGUCAUGAACACUGUCAAUGUUUUUUGGACAUUUUUAAUGUAUUGUCUUUUGGUUAUUUAUUUAAUUGUAUAAUCCC
Molecule: messenger RNA, 2502 nt
Organism: Pungitius pungitius (ninespine stickleback)
Lineage: Eukaryota; Metazoa; Chordata; Actinopteri; Perciformes; Gasterosteidae
Gene: gab3
Product: GRB2 associated binding protein 3
Exons: 10
Coding region: 1-1896 (631 amino acids)
Biological process (GO): signal transduction
Cellular component (GO): cytoplasm
Molecular function (GO): signaling adaptor activity
Source: RefSeq, a predicted model, not a curated record